This is a messenger RNA of Lingula anatina, 4444 nucleotides long. RefSeq names its product protein tweety homolog 1-B. Gene Ontology annotation, cellular component: plasma membrane. The record is from RefSeq and is a predicted model, not a curated record. Gene Ontology annotation, molecular function: intracellularly calcium-gated chloride channel activity; volume-sensitive chloride channel activity. NCBI's taxonomy places the organism in Eukaryota, Metazoa, Brachiopoda, Lingulata, Lingulida, Lingulidae.
UCAUGUGACCAAGGCAAAAUGGAGUCUAUGCGAAACCACCGAGCGUGACGUCUACCAACUAAUUCAUGACUGAACGAGAGGGUACUGUUGGAUAUAUUCUCGUAGAUACCAGGCUGGUUUGGAAAACCCAAAAUGAAUUCUGGCCGAGGAGCAGAACAUCCAGGUCUUACUCUUGGCGGCGAAAAAACUGAAUAUAUUCCAAGUUGGUUGGCUGCACUUUUUCACUCGUUUCCCCACAUUAGCCUAAAAUUCCGGUUGUCCAAUUCGACGUUCAAUUUAGAUGAUGAAGAAUAUAUACAGUCCCUGGGUUUUGCAGCUGCUCUCCCGGUGUUGCUACUGUUACUGGUGCUCUUCAUAUUCUCAAUUUACUGUUGCUGUCGAUGUUCAAGUUGCUGUAACAAGAAUGCUGCUUCUCCGAGAAGGAAGAACACCCCCUGUUUAAAGUGGACCAUAGCCAUAAUUACUCUUCUAACAUGUGGUGUACUUGCCAGUGGUUUGUUUGGCAAUGAAAAGUUCAACAAGGGUGUACUACAGGUGCGGCUGGCAGGUUCUUCAGCUGCAGAAACCAUAGACAGUGCUAACGAUGUGGUUGGGGACAUGGGGACAACCAUUAAUAACAGUAUAGUUGUUGGAGUGAAUGGUUUUGAUGCCCUGUUCAAAAAGUCUCCUGUUCCUAAUGCCACCAUCGGCCUGAUGCUGGACAAGGACCUCCAAGCCAUGGUUCAACAGGGACGGAACAUCAUGAAAUAUGCCUCAGAAAUCCACAAAGAUGCUGACACGUCACAAAUAAGAAAGAUUCUGGAGGAUAUAAAACAGUAUGAAGGUUACAGGUGGUUGGCCACCAUUGUAGUACUUAGUUUUGAACUCUUGAUAUGUCUUCUCCUGCUGAUAGCUGUCAUGACUGAGUCCAAGGCUUUGUUGAUGGUCUGUACAGCAUUUGUUGUGUUUAACCUGAUCAUAUCAUGGCUCACUGCCGGAGUCUAUCUUGGAGUGUCUGUGGGAGCAGGUGACCUCUGUGUAGAUCCAGAUCAGUUUGUUUCUGAAGAAGCUAAAAAAUCUGGCUUUGUAGACCAAGCUGUAGUCCAUUACUACAUUACCAAUUGUACAUCACUGUCAGAUAAUCCUUUCAGAGACGAUCUACAGAGUGCUUCAGCUAGUGUGAGCAAAAUCAAUUCUUCGCUGACAGACAUUGUUUGGUUGGCUUCACCUUUCUUUGAACAGUAUCAAAUUGACCAGUAUUCCAAUCCAAUAAGACAGGACCUGAAGAAGCUGGUUGGUGAUCUGGAAAACCUCCAGUCAAUGGUGGACUGCACUCCAAUACACAACGACUAUGUGUCUGCACUGAAAGGGAUGUGUUAUAAAGGCCUUGAUGGUCUAGCAUUCAUGCUGUUAUCAGCUGCAGUGACUGGAUUCCUGCUAGCAUUUGUAAUUGUGUUCAACUCAAGAGCCUGGAGGCAUUGGGGAAAGAGAUUAAAAAGGAAAGGGCGUUAUUCCUCCAUUGAUGAAGAUGAUCCAUUCCUUCCUAACAUCGAUCAAGACUCCGACCAAACUCCAGUGAAAUAUUAUAGAUCCAGGGGCCCUUAUACAAAUAUAGAGGAAGAUGAUCCAUUCUUACCUCGACUUGGGCCUGAGCAAAGUCGCCCGACUAGCCCACUUCUAACUGAACAGACUCCUAGGUAUGGCACUUUUGGGAAUAGGUCCCUUAGCCAUGAGGGUCUCCUCUCUUCUCUGUCUGUUAGUACUGCUGUUGGGCAGCUGAGGAGAGAAAGACUGGUACUACAGAACAGAGACCAGGGCUCACCUCCCCCUGCAUAUGAAUAUUAUGCUGACCAUGGCCGAAGCAGAUACGCCACUGGGACAGCAUCCCCUACUGAUGUGUAGUUUUGAGCAAUUCACAUGUGAUGCCGCAACCUCAUUCUUCUAUCAGUGGACCAAGUGGACAUUGGUCAGAUUGGAGCGAAGUUCUUUCAUAUGACAGCUUUCAACAAUCAUGCUGAGAGAAAUUUGUCAUGACCCCAGAUUGAGCAGCCUCUUCUUUAACAAUUUUCCGCUAAGCCAACAACAUUAUGUGGCUUACUUUAUAAUGGUCCUCUUCUCACAAUGGGCUAAAGCACACUAAUCUGACUCACUUAUAUAUCAAGAGGAUAUAUAUAUAGGACACAAAAAGCCACAAGCAAAAUAAUGAUAAUUUGAUUGAAACAUCAAAUAUGCUCUGGUGCUUUUACUUCUAAUGGACAUCUUAUAGGUUGUCUCAUAGUUUUUAUCAGACAAAGUAUUUAUUCUAAGGGGACUGUUGAGAUGAUACCCACACCGCUCAGGUAACAAAGCUCAGUAUCUGAGACAUUAGAUGUAGACUUAGUGGCAAUAUAGUUAUUAAAUUAUAUAUACCACCACUCCCUUAUUAGCCAAGGGUUGUGCAGUUCUAGGAUCCAACAAGGCUGGAUCCAAGUGCAGUUUUAACUUAAAGUUAAUACUUCUCAAGUAUUCAAAGACUAUGAUUUACACGUUUUAACUGAAUGUUAGUAGUUAUAUGUCUAAUGAUUAACUUUUAAGCAGCCAAAGGUAUUAUUAGCAAUUGAACUGUACAGUUUUUGUUUCCAAAUGGAUGUAUUUUUCCCCAUUACUUAUAUUAAACUACUUCACAUAUGGAGCUUCUUUUUAGGUAAAGUGAUUAAUUUUUUUCUUUCACAAACAAAUAUGAAAUGUCAACAUUAUCUGUAAAAUAUUGAUUUUGACAAGGUAAAGGCACCCAUUUAUAAUUUCAUAAUAUUGCAAAAUGUAAGACAUAUUAUUGAAUACUGUUAUUUUAUGUGUGUCUCGAUAUUCUGGAGGGUCUUUUGUCCAGUGAUUCUUUUUCCAACUUGUAAUGCCCUAUCAGAUGUUCAUUAGCACAAAGCUUCAAUGACAAAUGCCUUAAGAAAAUAAAGGGAUGCAGAAACCUAUUAUAAGUUAUGAAAACAGGAUGUCUUGUAAACCCACUGGACUUCGGCCUGUCAGGACACACCCUGUUUUGCUGCUUUGCCAAGUAAAGAUUUGACUGAUAGGGGGAUUUGAGAUAGCGUGAACCUCAGGGGCUAGAAAAAUGUAAGCAGCAUUUAAAGGCAGAGAAGCAAAUGUACUUAAAUAGUCAUGAUGAGCUUUAAUUUUUGUUGUAAUUGGAGCUUUGGUGUCCCAUUAUGUUGUCAGAAAAUUAAGUAUUUAAAAAUCUGUUGUUGUCUGUUCAUUGAUUCACAUUUUUAAAUGAAAACACAAUUUUGCUGUGCCAUGUUACACAUAGAUGGUACCAUUAUAAAAAGUUUCUUUAGCCUCUGCUGUGAAGAAUUGCUUUUUUUUUUUUAAAUCAUUGUAAAAGUUCCUUUUUUUCUGAGAUAUUUCAUUUCAAGUUCUUUGUUUUAUGGUUUUAACAUAAAACUCUUUACUUAAUCUUGCCUUUAUACAUAUAUAUCACAACCAUUAUUUGGUUAUAAGUACAGUUGCUUUUAUAAUAGUCUUUUUUGUACCUUUUUUCCUGUAAACAGUAUGCUUACUGAAAUUAUAAUAACAAUACUUAAAAAACAAAAUAGUUUUCCUUUGAAAUUUUGAAAUAAAGUUUCAUGUAUUUGUCAGAAAAAAAAGGGAUGAAAAUCCUUGGUGAAAUAGAUUAGAAGGAAACAGCCACAUUGACUGAAGACCACAAUGGAAAUUCUCUUUUCCUAAUGUAUUGAAUUACAUCAUUUUAUCCUUGGCGAGUUUUCUUCUUCUUUUGCAUUUUUCUGCAAAGUUAUAUUAUUCACUUUUCAAACUGAGCAAAAGGAAAAAGAGGUACAAAAAAUAAAAAAAAAUUGACCCACGUGUGUGAACAUUUAACUGUAUAAGUGUUGAGAAUAUUCUUGGCAUUUAACUUAUUUGUGGACGUGCUAUUAUAUUUUUUCUACUUAAAUUUAGUUUAGUUUAGGGCAUGUCAUUGUAAUGGGUAUCAGUGAGAAUCAUAUCAGUUUAGUCUUAUUUGGAAUGGAAUAUGCAGGAACUUUGUUCAAUUAUAUCUUGAAGAAUACCAUUUUACCAGUGAGUGCACAUCUUAUCAGCAUGAAGAACAUUAGUAUUAUACAUUUAAAGAAACCUGAAGAAGAAUUCUUCUGUAAUGUACUUUACAGGUCUAUUCGAAUAGUGGAGCAGAAAUAAUGAAGUUUUUAACGUAAUCAAGAUGUUAUAAUAUAUUAGACUAAUCUGGUGAUCAGUGUGAAAAUUGUGACUGGUUUUUAAGGUUCCAACAUGGUGGCUAGAUUCUUUAUGCUGUAUUAACUGAGAAAUGCAUGGUAAUAUUGUAGUUCAGUUUUAUGUCAUGGGAAAUGACACUACAUUCAUGCCAAUCUUUUUUUAUCAUGUUACACUUUCGUCUCAACUUAGUUUUGCCAUUUCUUUAUAUUUUGCUUGGCUGUGAUAAAUAAAUCAUACCUUUAACAAC